Molecule: messenger RNA, 3508 nt
Organism: Jaculus jaculus (lesser Egyptian jerboa)
Lineage: Eukaryota; Metazoa; Chordata; Mammalia; Rodentia; Dipodidae
Gene: Cep126
Product: centrosomal protein 126
Exons: 11
Coding region: 1-3351 (1116 amino acids)
Biological process (GO): cytoplasmic microtubule organization; non-motile cilium assembly; mitotic spindle organization
Cellular component (GO): centrosome; ciliary base; midbody
Source: RefSeq, a predicted model, not a curated record
AUGCUGGCCGGGAGCCCCGGAGCCCAGGGCUCUGUGGCCGGCCUGGGCGCUGACCCCUCGGGCACCCUCGGCCCUCGGGAGAGCGGCGGACGCCACCGACCUGGCGCUUACCUAGAUAUGAAAAUCUAUCUAGAGAAAAAUUUAGAAGAAGAACGCCAGAUAUUACUGCAGCAACAAAGAAUAUGUCGAAAUCGAGCGCGGAAAUAUUUUGUGGAGUCAAACCGGAGAAAAAAAGCUUUUGAAGAGAAACGAAAAGAACAGGAGGAAAAAGAAUACCAAAUGAGAGAGCAAAUACUUCAGCAGAGAAAACAGAAGUUUGAGGAGGUUACUGAGAAAUUUCAACGUGCACAUAUUCCUCUCUCUCAGAGAAGGAGACCAGUUUUUCAAAAACCAGUUCCUCCAUUAGAAGAGGCCCUCAAACAAAUUCAAGAAUCCAACUUAAAAUCAGAAGUAAGCCUUCCUCUUUCCCACAGAUCAACUGUAAACUGGAAAGCUGUAGAAGCUGCCUUGCCUUCAGCAUUGUCAAAAAAUGAUCUCAAGCAUCAGAAACAUCUCUUAUGCAAAAUCAGCUGUGAUAAGGAAACUCCACAGGACAACAAUAUGACAAGCCUAACUGCUAACAAAAAUAUGUUCCAACUUAAGCUGGAAGAAACUCAGAAACUCCUAGAAGAUCAGCAUUUAAGUAGUUUGCAAAAAUUUUGUGAUGAAGUUAAUCAGAUAAAUACUGAAACUCUCUCCAGUAUAGACAGUCUUGAGGCUGGAGAACUUGAAGAAAUAUAUGUAGCACUUGAUAAGGAGUCCACUGCAUGGACACAACAAAAUGCUGGAGUUUCCCUUAAGUCAGCACAUCUGCAGUCAGCUACUCUCAACUGCUUUGAUGAAGACAAACUGUCAGUCUCUAAAACUCAACAUAUAAACGACUGGCUCACAAAUCUAGAUGUUCAGAAUACUCAGUCUAUCACACCUUACUCAGAUAUUUUAAAUAAAUCUAGUGUUCUUUCUUCAUGGGAAUGUUUUGGAAAUAAAGAACAAACUCCAUGUACUCUGAGUAGAACUAUGCAGAGAGUCCCAAGUACUGCAAAUGAUUCAGGAGUCUUUGUAUGCAGUGCACCCAGAGUUGCACUGGGUAGAAAAAGUGAAAAAGCCUCAGAAACUAGUACUGUGAGGACAAGUGACACCACUCCUGGUACACUCAAAAAGGAGAGGCCAUCAGUCACUGAGAGAACAACAUUUAAAGUCAUCAAAGCCUGGACUACUCCAGCAUCUCACACACAGAAAGUAGGUCCACGGUCAAGCCCAGGCAAACAGCCUGAAUUCACUCAAGAGAACAGAACCUCUUCAUCUCCCGCUUCAUCUGUACCAGUGGUAACACCUCUUGUUCCGUCAUCUAAAGCACAGUCUGCCAGGCCUUUCGCAAACAGCAAUAUGCACAUUAAAGAAGUUGACCCAGUUCAGUGCUCUGAUAAGUCAGAGGAACUGAAAGAUGUUAAAAAUGAAAACACAAAAUAUUUUAACUGUAAUGAAAAAGAGUCACCUUUAUUUUCAAGAAAUCUUCAAGCCACCUGUAUACCCCAAAAUUCUGAUUUGAAAGAUAGAAAACAAAAAACAGCCAAAACAUCGGCACAAUCAUCUAAGGUAACUUCUGGUGAUGACUUACAUGACCGGCAUAAGAAAAUGAAAUACAACAUUCAUGAGCGAAACAGUGUGAGGUUUCUUAAAAGUAUCUUAAAGAAAGAAUCUAAAUAUGAACACGAUUAUCUUAAGACACUAAUUAUCAACCAGGCCUUUAUGUUCAGAAAUAAAACAGCUGAAGCUAUCCGAGAUAGUGUUGAACUGACAAAAGAAAAGGGGAAAGAUGCAGAAAUCCCAAAGACUAUUAAAAAGCUGAGGUGGUUUGAUGAAACUGGUAACACAGAAAACAGUGCUGGUAAUAGUCACUCACUGAAUAGCAGUCCAGGAGUGUCUCAGCAGCUUCACAUUAAAAGUGAAACUGGAAGCAACACAUGGGGUAUUCCUGACUGUGCUAUAAAUACUCUUGAUAGGAAAGCAUCCAAGCCUGAUUCUGUCUCAGAAAAUGUUGCUAAUUUAAGAGAAUCUGAAAAUGACAGUGUGCCUUUGAACUUUUUCAUAUAUUCAGAUCAUACCUUUACUAAACAAGCCUGGCCAGCAUGCAAAAGAGGAGAAAUCAAAACCCCUGUAUAUAAUGGUGACCCUAAGACUCAGAAAGUUAAACCCCAUGGAGGUGGGGCAAAAGGAAUUAGAAGAAUAGGGCCUGAAAAAGUCCAGCCAGGCUUAGAGUACGUGAACAGAAAAGGCACUAUCAUGCAGCCACAGUCUGCAAGCAAAGCCAGUAUGUUUGCUCAAACUCAGGGUAUGCUAAUUAUACCUCAUCCUCCCCCUAAACCACCAUCACACAUUAGAAGUGGUAAAAAUAUGCAAGUAUCUCAGUGUCAAUCAAUAAUGCCUGAAAAUUCUCAAAGCAUCAUGUCACAGAACUGCUUUAAUUCAGUGUAUGUGCUUCCAAGUGAACACAAGUCAUGUCAGUGGAAUGAAGAAAGCAGUCCUCCACACUCAGAUGUUUCUUCUGACCUGGUCACUGUGAUACCAACUCUACCAUCAUAUUAUUAUUCUGAGUGCCAAACUUUAGCCAAACCAAAUCAUUUAAAUAGAACUCAAAUGGUUUCGCAGCAAGAUGGGACUUUAUAUUGCACCCAAAGAAGUCCUGUUGGUGAGGAAAGUUCCCAGCCUGUGACUCAUGGGAAUACUGAAGAAGAGUCAAUCCUCUUGUGGAAACGAGGGAAGAACAGGCUGGGCCAAAACGAGAAGGUCACCGAUUCUGCUGUUACAAGAAGAAAACGAAUUGUUGGAAAUAAAUGGAGAACCCUUUUAGAUCAAAAAAGAAAAACUUCUGAAUCUGUGGGAAUGAAGUCUGGUGAACAAAGUUUUGUACAAAGUGUCCAGCUAAGUUCAAGUGAACCAAAACAAACUACAAGGGGUUCUUCUAAUACUGAAGAAGAUAGUAUUUUGGAUUUUUUGAUGGCUGAAAACCUAGUGAAAGUUUCAGUGCCUGAGGAUGAAAUUUUAACUGCCAUGAAGAGCAACGAGCUGCAGAAACCAAAUCCAUCUUUAAACAAGACCCAGAAGUUCAACAUCUGCACACUGUCAACUGAAGAACAAAAGAUCCUGCAGUCCCUCAGCCGUCUUAAUGAAAGGCUGUACAAUGUACAAGAAACCAUUUGCAAAAAUCCAUCCAUCAAAAAUGCUUUACAAUUAGUACCACUUCUGAAUAGCCAGCCAAGGAGCAGUACAUCUCCUGAUGUCAGAUCCCGAAUGCAAAGAAAACACUGGUGAAAUAUGACAUUGACUUAUUUAAUGGAAUCAUUAUUUUUGAGAAUCUCUUGUAAAUAUCUCAUAUAUUUAUAUACUUAUUAAUGAUUUAAAAAUACUAUAACUAUAAAAUUAGAUCAUAGUAUAGGUAAUGUAAAGAAAUUGAGUAGUUUAUAUUUAU